This is a messenger RNA of Ctenopharyngodon idella (grass carp), 1747 nucleotides long. RefSeq names its product serine/threonine/tyrosine interacting-like 1 (gene styxl1). Bases 248 to 1135 code for a protein of 295 amino acids. Gene Ontology annotation, molecular function: protein tyrosine/serine/threonine phosphatase activity; protein phosphatase binding; protein phosphatase inhibitor activity. The record is from RefSeq and is a predicted model, not a curated record. The transcript is spliced from 8 exons. Lineage: Eukaryota; Metazoa; Chordata; Actinopteri; Cypriniformes; Xenocyprididae. Gene Ontology annotation, biological process: negative regulation of cytoplasmic stress granule assembly; protein dephosphorylation; positive regulation of intrinsic apoptotic signaling pathway. Gene Ontology annotation, cellular component: mitochondrion.
CGCGGGGGUUUGUCUGCUACCAUAGCAGCAGCGUAAACAAUCAUCUAUGAGAAAUAUAACACACUGUUUGAUUGUAAGCAUCAAAUUAGUCUGGUAGGGUUUAAGAAACGUUUCGAGCAGUAACAUUUCAAAACCGCAAGUAAAAAAGUAUUUUUGUAAGUCAGAGUGUGACAAUUUGUAAUUUUUUAGCCAAUUUAUUUUGAGAGACAUACAGACAGCCACACUUUCUGUGCUCAAGCUGUAACUAAUGGCUGGAAAAGUUCUCUGUGAGGCAACAAAACUGUACAACAUCCUAAAUCAAUACACUCGUUUACCAAGGCUUGCAGAGAGCAACUACCUUUGUCUGAUUGAUGCACGUGCAGCAGAAUCAUAUAACUUAAGCCACAUCAUUACUGCUAGAAAUGCAAAAUGGGAUUCUGACCGAAAGUUUAUUAUGCCCAUGGAUGUUGAGAUUGAUAGUAUGAGGCACAUCAUUGUUUAUGACAGCAGUACACUUUCUCUGUUAGAUUCAGGACCAGCCAUAGACUGUGCAGACUGCUUGGAAAAAGCGAGCCGCUUUCCUGUUCAGAUUCUUACUGGGGGUUAUGAGAAGUUUUCUGCACUCUAUCCUUUCCUAAGAACGCAAAAGAUUCUUUACAAUAUUAGGGAAUUGGAGAGCUUGAAUCCCUAUCCCGUGGAAAUCUUACCAGGCCAGCUUUACAUGGGUGAUUAUAGACAGGCCACAAACCCUCAAAUCCUUAAAGAUCUGAAGCUGAAUGCACUUGUCAAUGUCUCUGAUGAAUGCAGUCUAAUGUUUAAAAAGGCAAACUGCACUGUCCUACACGUCCGAAUUGCAGAUUCUCCAGAGGCAAAUUUGGCCACUUCAUUUGAGAGAAUGUGUGUUUUUAUUGGUUCACAUAUCAAUACUGCUUCUUCUGUUUUGAUAUUCUCUACUCUUGGGAGAAGCCGAUGCUGUGCUGUAGCAAUGGCAUAUCUUAUGCAUCACCUGAAAUACACACUUAAGGAGGCGUGGAAUCAUAUUCAGCAGUGCAAAGCCAACAUGAGGCCAAAUCGAGGAUUUGUGGAGCAACUUUCUGACUGGGAACUUCAGACUGUUAGGACGAGAGUGACAGAUAUUUCAGAACCCAACUACUGACAAUAACCAAAUUUACCAGAAACAGUGCAUCACUGUGCACAUUCAUAUUUAAUGGCUUGCUACAGCCACUGAUGAAUCAUAGGUUUUUAUUUACAUAUUAAUAAAUCAAAUAAAGUAAUAUUAAAAUGCAACAAAUAAACUACUUCCCAUAAACAUGUUGUAUAGACAAUAGCAGAAUGUACAAAAUAGUGUUAAGAUAUCAAAUAGUGCACAGUGCAUAAAUAGUAGUCUUGAGUGAAUAUGUGCAACUAAAAAUAUCAGUUUAUGACAUAAACAAUGGAUUUUCUUUUCCGUUUUACUAUAUGUUGCUUUAAUAACUGGAAUUUUCUUGUCAAACUGUUAAAAUCAUUUUACUAAGUGUAACCCAUUGGAUUAAAUUUUAAACCUUAAAAACUAAUAAGGUCAAGAUUCAACCAAUUUUAUCCAACCAUUUUUACAUUUUCAAGUAUGAUUUAGUAUGAUUUAUUAGUUGUCUUUUUCUCAUGGGGAUCAAAAAUGUCCCCACAAGGUUAAAAAUGUCUGGUAUUAUUAUCUUUAUGGGGACAUUUGGUCCAGCCACACACAGGAGGAUUGUAAUAAGAGGUUAUCUAUUAACAUUGGUCAUUCACAGCU